AUGAAAUCGUCAGUAAAAGGCCUGCGAGCUAACAAAAUCCUCCAGAAGGCACAGAGUCAGCUGCUAAAUGAACGGGUGAGACAAACUAACUUCACUAUUGAUGUUUUAAAAUCCAAAGAGGAGCAGAUCCACCAAAGACUUUCUUCACUUCUAGAUGAGAAAACACUUCAGCAGGUGCUUGAGUUCACCGAGAAGGCUCGUCUAGCACAGCAUGAAAAGUCUAAAACCAGGCAAAAGAGGAAGUUUGAUCUACUUGCUGUGCUCCACAAACACCAGCACACUAUGGGGAGUGUCCUCCACAACCAGCAGAGAGAAGGAUGCCAGACAGAAACUAAAGAUGUGGACAAAUGGGUUGUGGCAGGUGGCCGGGGGCAGCUUGGGAGCGCGGUGGCAGCUAGGAGAGCUGCCUGGAAGGAGAUGCUGCAGCCGCAGCAGCUGCGGAGCUGCCCAGAACCUCGCCCUCGAGUGUGGAAUGAGGGUGAGGAGGCCGCAGACCGAAGGGUGAAGAACUUGUCUGACAAACAACUCACCCAAGCAGAGAAAAACGUCCUUUCUAAAGGGUUACAUUUUGCGGUCACACCGAAACAAAUCCCGCUAGUGGAACUGAUUACAGCCACAGAAUCUGCUAUCAGAAACAACAACAUUGCUGAUUUGGAAGCAGAACAACUGAGGAUAAAAGUUUCGGCAUGUCUCAGCAAUGCAAAACCCCCUGCAUCCAAUAUCAGCAUUGAAGAGAGGAAGGCCCUCACGGCACUCAGCAAGGACAACAACAUCAUCAUCCUUCCAGCGGACAAGGGGAGAUGCACAGUUGUGCUUAACCAGACAGACUACCAUGAGAAAAUUUUAUCUCUGCUCAGUGACAAAAAUACUUAUGAGCCCUAUAAGCGAGAUCCAGGUAGUGGUUACAAGAAAAAGGUGAUAGAUUGUCUUAAGCAGUUAGUUCAGGACAAUGCUAUUGACCGGACCACAUACCACAGAUUAUACCCAGGGGAAUCUACACCAAGUCUGUAUGGUCUACCAAAAAUACACAAACAGGGUGCUCCUUUAAGACCCAUUGUCUGCAUGAUCAAUUCUGUCACGUAUAACAUCUCAAAGUUCCUGGCCGCUGUUCUUAACCCGGUGGUAGGCAGCUCAAAACACCACAUUCAGAACACUUUGGAUUUCAUGGAGAAAGUGAGAGAGGUCAUUAUGGAGGCAGAAGAAACCUCAUUUGAUGUUACAUCUCUAUUCACUUGUGUCCCAGUGACUGAAGCAGUGGAGGUAGUACGUAAGAGAUUACAGAAUGACCCCACUCUCAGUAAAAGAACCUCUCUCAACGCAGACCAAGUGUGCCUGCUUUUGGAACUGUGUCUUCAAUCAACAUAUUUCAUAUACAAAAGCAGAUACUACAGGCAGAAGCACGGGUGUGCCAUGGGUUCCCCUGUUUCACCUAUAGUAGCCAAUCUAUAUAUGGAAGAAGUGGAAAAGAGGGCUCUAUCAUCCUAUCCUGGAACAUCACCGAGCCAUUGGUUCAGAUAUGUGGAUGACACCUGGGUGAAAAUCAGAUCUCAGGAGGUACCACAGUUCACAGACCACAUCAACGGGGUGGACAAACACAUCAAGUUCACCAGAGAGGAUAUGAAAAAUAACAAGCUAGCCUUCUUAGACUGUGAAAUUUCCAUCGUCAACGGGGGACAUUUGAAAGUGGAUGUGUACCGUAAACCCACACAUACGGACCAGUAUCUAAGGUUUGACUCUCACCAUCCACUAGAGCACAAACUAGGUGUCAUUAGGACUCUACAACACAGAGCUAACACCAUUCCCACAGACUCAGAGGCCAGGGAAGCAGAAGAACACCACGUCAAAAAGGCCCUGAGUAAAUGUGGAUAUCCCAGCUGGUCCUUUGUCAAAGCAGGGAGGACACCUAAAGAACACUCCAAGCGAUUCAUGAGAGAGGAAGGACAUCCACUGCCUAAGCGAAAACCCUUAGUGAUCCCGUAUGUGUCAAGAGUAUCGGAACAGCUGAGGCGCAUAUUCUCGAAACACCAGGUCUCAGUGGCUUUCAAACCCCAAAACACGCUACGCCAAAGAUUGGUCCAUCCCAAGGAUCGGGUCCCACAGCACAAACAGAGUAACAUAGUUUACGCAGUUAAGUGCCAGGAGGAGUGCCGUGAAUUGUACAUCGGGGAAACCAAGCAGCCACUGGCUAAGCGCAUGUCACAACACAGAAGAGCUUCCUCGUCAGGCCAGGACUCCGCAGUCUAUUUACAUCUACAGGAUAGUGGUCACUCCUUUAAAGAUGAAGAGGUGCACAUCCUGGACAGGGAGGAGCGCUGGUUUGAGAGAGGAAUCAAGGAGGCCAUUUACGUGAAAAAGGAACGACCAUCUCUGAACAGAGGAGGGGGCCUAAGGGUACAUCUGUCGCCAUCUUACAAUGCUGUUUGA
Erpetoichthys calabaricus (reedfish) is the source of this 2424-nucleotide messenger RNA. RefSeq lists its product as uncharacterized. Lineage: Eukaryota; Metazoa; Chordata; Cladistia; Polypteriformes; Polypteridae. The record is from RefSeq and is a predicted model, not a curated record.